This is a messenger RNA of Apus apus (common swift), 764 nucleotides long. Its product is annotated as stomatin-like protein 3. The transcript has 4 exons. The record is from RefSeq and is a predicted model, not a curated record. Gene Ontology annotation, cellular component: plasma membrane. NCBI's taxonomy places the organism in Eukaryota, Metazoa, Chordata, Aves, Apodiformes, Apodidae. The coding region runs from base 1 to 453 and encodes 150 amino acids.
AUGGAUCCCCAGAGAGAAACGCCCAAGAAAAACAACACAGAGCAUCUAAUUGCCAACAGGCGAGAAGGAAUUGGUGUCUGUGGCUGGAUCCUGGUUUCCCUUUCAUUUCUCCUGGUGCUUAUUACCUUUCCUAUUUCCAUCUGGGUAUGUAUCAAGGUUGUCAGAGAAUAUGAACGUGCUGUUGUAUUUCAGCUGGGACGUAUACUGACGAAGAAAGCAAAGGGACCAGGUGAGUGCAUUCAGUUUUAUUCCGCUGUGGCAGCAGAGGGAGAAAUGAAUGCUUCUAAGGCCCUGAAGCAGGCCUGCAUGGUGCUGGCCGAGUCUCCAGCAGGGCUUCAGCUGCGCCACCUGCAAACAUUAACAACAUUGGCAGCAGAGAAUAACUCCACCAUUGUCUUCCCUCUCCCUAUAAAUAUGCUUGAGAGUUUGGGGCAGAAAAACAGAGGGGGCUAGAGACUGUUCUACACUAGAUCCUUGGGGAGAGGGAUUUAAAGUGUUUCACAGGAAGCAAGGACUUCCAGGUUACCAGGAUGAAAGUUGAAGCAUGCAUGAGUCCUCUGUACCAAAAAAAAAAGAGUAAAAAUAGUUUAAUAGUCACACAUAGCUCCCACAUGAGGAGACUGCAUUUGCAAGGUUCAAGCUCUAAGCAGUUUCAGCUUAGAAUCAUCUCCAAGUGAAACGGAAAGAAUAUAUGCAAAAUGCAAUAAAAUAUGUAAAAUCCAUGUUAGACCUAAUAUGAAAUUUUAAUUAUGCUUUUCACCACA